AUGGUCAACUCUGACUUUGGUCAACUCUCUUCUUGGUCAAGGAAAGCUUGUAAAGCGGCAAACGGGUUCCUGAUCCUGGUCUUUUGGAGCAUUCUGGAGCAUAUGGGACAUAAGGAGCAUGGAGGGACUUGGCACAUGGAAGCAGCUCAACUGGAUACGCAAAGGAAGAAGGGAGAAGCCAUCUUGAAGACCAGCUCGACCGUCCACUCGACCAACCGGUCGAGUUCCUCAACUCGACCGGCCAAGCUUCAACUCGAUCGAGCUGGAAGUCAAAGUCAAACCCGAAAAAUGUUGCUUCCCCCUUGA
Microthlaspi erraticum is the source of this 306-nucleotide messenger RNA. The record is from the annotation of a GenBank genome assembly. Lineage: Eukaryota; Viridiplantae; Streptophyta; Magnoliopsida; Brassicales; Brassicaceae.